CCAAAUUGUAUUGAAAAGAAUUGCAUGAAUUUUCUAUAUUUUUCUACAAACAUCUGGAAAAAAUAUAUUCCUGAGAGAAUCAUGUUUUCUGAUGCAAGUAGUUUUGCUGUUGCUGGGUUUACGUAUGAGAAAGAUAAAAAGUUUGAAAAUAUGGUAGAAGCCGGUGCUCUUCUGUGUGUUUCAGAACCCUUUGUGCAUGUUUUGGCAAACAAAGAACAUGAGUUUCGAUGUGAAUAUUGCAUGGAAAGAGCUGAUACUUUAAAAAGAUGCAGUGCUUGUGGCACAAUGAAAUAUUGUAGCAUUACAUGCCAGAAGGCAGACUGGUUUAUCCACAAGAAAGAAUGCCCCUGUCUUAAGAGAAUACAGCCCAAUGUCCCCACAGAUAGCACCCGGCUGUUGCUUAGACUAGUUAUCAGGUUUACUGACAGCUGUCUAUCACAAGGAUCGAGAGGUGAGCUGGUGCUGAGGAGGUCAUUUAGUGCUCUCAUGUCCCAUGAAAAAGAAAUUCAGAGUGAUGGUAAACGUUGUGAACAGCUUUCUCAGCAUCUGUUUACCUUACAGAAAGUCACUAGUGGCAUCCUGAACCUUCCCUCCUCUACAGACCUCCUACAGAUCUUUGGAAAGAUGACAACGAAUAGCUUCACAAUCUGUGGAGAGGAAAUGCAGUCUAUCGGUGUUGGUAUAUACUUGGGACCUUCGCUAUUGGAUCACAGAUGUAAGCCUAAUGCAGUUAUUACAUUCCAGGGAAAAUUUCUACAUCUAAGAGCUGUUACACCUGUAUCCAAUCCUUCACCCUCUAAUAUUUUCAUCAGCUACAUUGAUCAACUAGAUACAGGUGCUGAGAGGAGGAGGAGUCUGAGGGAGCAGUAUUAUUUUCAUUGUGACUGUUCUUGGUGUAAAGAUCAAGAAUUGGAAAAAACAAUGCAGGCAAUAAAGUGUCCAGAACAGAGCUGCAAAGAGGGCCAUGUCACAGUCACAGAUGAUGAUGCUACAGACAUUUCCUGUACAGUAUGUGGUUUGUCUGUCAGUGACGAAAGCUUCAUUCAGAAGGCCUUGGGUCUGGAGGAAGACUGCAGAAGAUGUCUGGAGAAGGCCAAAGCAGGCAAACAGUCCAAUGAUCCAGACCAAGUUUUAAAUGUUUGUGAACAGUGUUUGAAGUGUUAUGCGGAAUUUUAUCAUCCACUGAAUCUAAGUUUUGUGAAGAUUCUGGACUAUGCAUUCGAUGCCUCUGUUGAUCUUCAGUUGUGGGAGAAAGCUGUAGAUUAUGGUAGUAAAACACUACCUGCCUACAGGAAAUACUAUCCACCCUACAGUCCAAAUGUUGGAAUUCAGCUACUAAAGCUUGGGAAAAUUCAGCUUUAUCUGCAAAAUCUCAAAGAGGCACUCAGAUUCUUACAACAGGCCAAUGACAUUCUGUCUGUCACCCAUGGAGAAGAUCACAUGCUCCAUAAACAGCUGAAAGAGCUGCUAGAUCAGACACAGGAAGAGAUGAGAUCGAGGCUGGAAAAUGGCAGCUAGUACCUUGUGAUAGAAGACAUUAGGUUAUCAAUCUUAAGGGAGAAGCUUUCCAGAUGAGCAGUGUUUCCAUGGUGUUUCUGAAACCAGCUAAAAAUUUCUGAACUGCGUUCGCCUUAAUAAGAACUACGGAUGUCUAGAUAAUUCUAGGAAGAUGGUGCUAAAUGAAAUAGAUAGUGAAAUGACCAUGGAAGAACAGGGGAGAUGAGGUGUUUUUUUUAAUUUUGAGAAACUGGUAAUUGCCUUUGAGAAACUGGUAAUUGCCAAUUAUUGUAAAAUUGCAACAUACAAUGAACAAGUCAUGGAAUAAAUAUACCUGUUAUCA
Messenger RNA from Ostrea edulis (European flat oyster), 1840 nucleotides. Its product is annotated as histone-lysine N-methyltransferase SMYD3-like. Gene Ontology annotation, molecular function: protein binding. The record is from RefSeq and is a predicted model, not a curated record. NCBI's taxonomy places the organism in Eukaryota, Metazoa, Mollusca, Bivalvia, Ostreida, Ostreidae. Bases 25 to 1518 code for a protein of 497 amino acids. The transcript has 14 exons. Gene Ontology annotation, cellular component: nucleus.